UAGUGACUGGGAGUUAAUUGAUAAUCAAGCAAUUGCUAUAGUAUGGCCUAACAUAUACUUCAAUACAUAUUUAGUGGCAAUGAGAUGCAGCUAUAUGAUAAAUAUACCAUAGUCAAACCUGUGCUAAAGACCACCUCUGAACAGAGACCACCUGGCUCUAAAGACCACAUGUUUUGUUUCCCAUUUUAACAUUGACAAUGUAUUUUAACCUGUGAAUAAAGACCACCUCCCAAUAGAGACCACAUUUUGGCUCUUCCAAGGGUGGUCUAUCUAGACAUGUUUGACUGUAUACAGUUUUUGUAAAUGGUGAUUUGUUAUGAGAAAAAAAAACUGUAAAUAUAAAUACAGUGUAGUGUCUUCCAGGCAGCUGCAUAUGUUUAUAGAAUCAGCUCCAAUAAUUAUUUCAUUUCUGUUGAAGUCAUAACUUUAUUUCACACAAAGUAGCUAAUAUAUUGCAAUUAUAUGAAUUCUAAUGUUUAUUGUGUACACAACUGAAAAUGCAAUGGAUUUCAAGACAAUGAAAGGAAUUGAUGAUAAUACACCAAAUAUUGACAAGACUCACAGAAAGCAGUUAUUGAUCAAUAAUAGCAGAAUGACUUUGCCUAUGAUUAUCAAAAUUCAUAACAGAUAGUAGAUGAUCUCUUUCUUUAAGGUGACAGUAUGUUAAAUGUCAAAAUCACAUGUCUAUGUACAUUAGGUGAUUAAACUGGGUCAGGAGGUCAAAAAUAAAUGUCACACUGACAUAUAAGAUAAACACUGAUUUAGGGUAUAUGAGUUAGAGAACAUAUUAGAUUAUUGUCAUGCUGCCUUAUAGCAUAAUGCCUAUGUUCAACAGAUUACCAAUAUAGUAUUUCUGCACAUAAUUUAUGUCAAAGUUUAAAUUCAAACCAUACUGAAAAAAAUGUAAGUUACAUCCCCAGUCACCACUGUAAUGGAUGUUAUCACAAUAUAACAUAAUUCUAUGAUUAUGAUACUACUUAAACAUUAUGUAUUCUUCUGUUUACUUUGAUCAGGGCUAUUCACCAGUAUAAAUGCAUCAUGGCCAGGCAGUUCCCAUGACAGCCAUAUAUUUAGAAUAUCCAAUGUGUGCAGAUACCUAGAGGCUAUGCACCAAGGUUUAGAAAAAGGUGUUCUGCUAGGGGAUAGUGGAUAUUCAUGUAGGCCAUUUCUGCUGACAUCCUAUCUCAACCCAACCAGUGAGAGAGAAGAGAGGUACAACAGGGCACACACAUCUACAAGAAAUGCUGUAGAGAGGACUUUUGGAGUAUGGAAAAGGAAAUUUCAUGUUUUGCAUUCUGAGGUUCGAAUGAAACCAGCAAAGGUCAGUAGAGUGAUUGUGGCCUGUGCAGUCCUCCAUAACCUGGCCAUACUUUGGAAUGAACCUGAGCCACAGGAGCCUCAAGAUGAUGAUGAGCAGCCUCAGCCAGACCAAUACCAGGGACCUCAGGAUGGCCGUGGAGUCAGAAAUUAUGUGACCAACACCUUUUUUUAACAUGUUCUGGAGUGACUGUGAUUUCUGCUAUGCAUACAGCAUAUUGCAUUACAAGGAAAUAAAAUCUGAAAAUUG
This is a messenger RNA of Mercenaria mercenaria, 1567 nucleotides long. RefSeq names its product putative nuclease HARBI1. NCBI's taxonomy places the organism in Eukaryota, Metazoa, Mollusca, Bivalvia, Venerida, Veneridae. Bases 1106 to 1492 code for a protein of 128 amino acids. The record is from RefSeq and is a predicted model, not a curated record. The transcript has 4 exons.